GAAUCGCUUAGUAGUGUCUGGCUGCUUUUGCGUUGGCCCGACUGCUGCCAACCAUCUUCGCCAUUGGAAGUUACCGUAUAAAGGGACAGAUCGGCCGACCAGUGUUGUCAUCGACCCACGACCGACAUAUUUUGAAGCGUGCAAAAAUCCGCUUUCAAUCUGAACUUUACUCUCGAGAUACAGUUAUUGCCGAGUCUUUUUUUUCCCGAGGGCAACAAGUUGAGACCGAAACGAUGAGCUUCAACCGUCCGAUCCGAGGCGGCUGCCACUGCGGCCGCAACCUCUACAUGAUCCAACUCCCCUCGGACCAACCAGCAACCCAAACCGCCCAGAUCAUGUUCCACUCGCACCCCUCCCAUCGCUCCACCCUCGGCACGCCCCUCCCCGCCUACCUCCGCGUGCCCCUCCAAUACUACCGCGCCGCAGCGGUGCCCGUACGGGCAGACGAGACGAACGCGAUGAUCCACCGGGCGUACGAGCCGCGCGGGACAGCAGGGGAAGGGGGGGACGAGGACGAGGAGGAUGCGGUGGGAGGCCACACGAAGCGGUACUUCUGCGGCUUCUGCGGCACGCCGCUGUCCUUCUGGAGCGAGUCGCCCCCCGCCGAGGCCGACUUCAUCUGCCUGACCCUGGGCAGCCUGUGGCCCGAGGACUUGGCUGAUCUUGAAGAGCUCGGUUUGUUGGCGGGGGUGGGCCUGCGCCGCAGCCCGAGCCCGGCUGGCUCUGGCUCUGGCUCUUCGGCUUUGUAUGCGCCGGAGCGGGGUGGUGGUGGUGCUGCUGCUGCUGCUGCUGCGGGAACGCGGAGCAGGGAGGGAGAAGGGGUGGUGGGGAGUGUUGGGGUGUUGUCGUGGUUGGAUACACUUACCGAGGGGAGUAGGCUGGGGGAGGCGCUGCGCCAGACGAGGGGCGGGGCCGCGGGUCCGAAGGGUAGGGUGAGGAUUGAGUGGGAGAUUGUUGAGUGGAGUGGGGAUGAUGAUGCUGGUGGUGGUGAGAGCCCGCGAAAACGGAAGGCCGAUGAGGUUGAGGGGGCCGACGAGGGCGGGAGAAUGGAAGGAAUCGCGUAGUAGGUUAAGCGUCUGUCUCCUCUUUGCCCGCAGCUAGGGGGUUAGGGGUUACGCGGCUCGUUUCAGAGAUCAAGGCGAAAACAGUCUCCAACGCGGGACGGCACGCAUGCACCAAGCUCCAUGCGGUUGACAAGGUUGCGGGAGGGGGUCGAUCGGCGUAGUUGGCGUUUACUUGGACGGAUGAUUGGGCAUCGGGGGGCUGUAGUCGGAGAUUAUGAAGGCAGGAACCAACAUUAUUUCGAAUCCGAGCAUCCGGCUGGACUCGUGACAUGGAAGCAUCUCUCGUUACGUCUCAUGUUUUUCAGGCUGUUA
This is a messenger RNA of Chaetomium fimeti, 1376 nucleotides long. RefSeq lists its product as uncharacterized. The record is from RefSeq and is a predicted model, not a curated record. The transcript has 2 exons. The coding region runs from base 234 to 1064 and encodes 276 amino acids. NCBI's taxonomy places the organism in Eukaryota, Fungi, Ascomycota, Sordariomycetes, Sordariales, Chaetomiaceae.